This is a messenger RNA of Erinaceus europaeus (western European hedgehog), 4102 nucleotides long. RefSeq names its product protein tyrosine kinase 2 beta (gene PTK2B). Bases 254 to 3283 code for a protein of 1009 amino acids. Gene Ontology annotation, cellular component: cytoskeleton; focal adhesion. NCBI's taxonomy places the organism in Eukaryota, Metazoa, Chordata, Mammalia, Eulipotyphla, Erinaceidae. Gene Ontology annotation, molecular function: ATP binding; protein tyrosine kinase activity. Gene Ontology annotation, biological process: protein phosphorylation; signal complex assembly. The record is from RefSeq and is a predicted model, not a curated record. The transcript is spliced from 31 exons.
CCCACCCUUUAAGGAAGUGGGGAGGAGAGAGCCGCAGGGGUGUGGUUAACGGGGAGGAGAGGAGGACUAAACACAAACCUGUCAGCCCCGUUCUCCUCCGGGGCCACCCGAGCGGCCGAGGAGCCCACCUGCAGCCCCCGCGCACCUGGCCCACAGCGGCCCCGCGCAACUGCCCGCGCCGAGGAGCCCCCGGCAGCCCAGCCUGCGCCUCCCUGCGACUGCAAUGUACCAACCCUAGCUGCCGUCUGAGAGGAUGUCUGGGGUGUCCGAGCCCCUGAGCCGAGUGAAAGUGGGUACAUUACGCCGGCCCGAAGGCCCCCCAGAAGCCAUGGUGGUGGUGCCGGUGGAUGUGGAGAAGGAGGAUGUACGGAUCCUCAAAGUCUGCUUCUAUAGCAACAUCUUCAAUCCUGGGAAGAACUUCAAGCUGGUGAAAUGCACGGUGCAGACAGAGAUUCGGGAGGUCAUCACCUCCAUCCUGUUGAGCGGGCGGAUCGGUCCUAACAUACAGCUGGCUGACUGCUAUGGGCUGAGGCUGAAGCACAUGAAGUCAGAUGAGAUCCACUGGCUACACCCCCAGAUGACGGUGGGCGAGGUGCAGGACAAGUACGAGUGUCUCCAUGUGGAGGCUGAGUGGAGGUAUGACCUCCAAAUUCGUUACCUGCCAGAGGACUUCAUGGAGAGUUUGAAAGAAGACCGGACCACACUACUUUAUUUCUACCAACAGCUCCGGAAUGACUACAUGCAACGCUACGCCAGCAAGGUCAGCGAGGGGAUGGCCCUGCAGCUGGGCUGCCUGGAGCUCAGGCGGUUCUUCAAAGACAUGCCUCACAAUGCACUGGACAAGAAGUCCAACUUCGAGCUACUGGAGAAGGAAGUGGGGCUGGACCUGUUUUUCCCCAAGCAGAUGCAGGAGAACUUAAAGCCCAAGCAGUUCCGGAAGAUGAUCCAGCAGACGUUCCAGCAGUAUGCCUCGCUGAGGGAGGAGGAGUGUGUCAUGAAGUUCUUCAACACCUUGGCCGGCUUCGCCAGCAUAGACCAGGAGACCUACCGCUGCGAACUCAUUCAAGGGUGGAACAUCACUGUGGACCUCGUCAUUGGCCCCAAGGGCAUCCGCCAGCUGACAAGUCAAGAUGCAAAGCCCACCUGUCUGGCUGAGUUCAAGCAGAUCAAGUCCAUCCGGUGCCUUCUGCUGGAGGAAGGCCAGGCAGUACUGCAGUUGGGCAUCGAGGGGGCACCCCAGUCCUUGUCCAUCAAAACCUCCUCUCUGGCAGAGGCCGAGAACAUGGCAGACCUCAUUGAUGGAUACUGCAGGCUGCAGGGGGAGCACAGCGGCUCCCUCAUCCUUCACCCCAGGAAAGAUGGUGAAAAGAGGAACAGCCUGCCCCAGAUCCCCAUGCUGAGCCUGGAGGCCCGGAGGUCCCAGCUCUCGGAAAGCUGCAGUAUUGAGUCAGAUAUCUAUGCGGAAAUUCCUGAUGAUACUCUGCGGAGAUCUGGAGGCCCCCAGUAUGGUAUUGCCCGGGAGGAUGUUGUUCUGAGUCGAAUUCUUGGCGAAGGCUUUUUCGGGGAGGUCUACGAAGGUGUCUACACCAAUCACAAAAGGGAGAAAGUCAACGUGGCUGUGAAGACCUGCAAGAAAGACUGCACCCUGGACAACAAGGAGAAGUUCAUGAGUGAGGCAGUGAUUAUGAGGAACCUCGACCAUCCACACAUUGUAAAGCUCAUUGGCAUCAUCGAGGAGGAGCCUACCUGGAUCGUCAUGGAGUUGUACCCCUAUGGGGAGCUGGGCCACUACCUGGAGAGAAACAAGAGCUCCCUGAAGGUGCUCACCCUCGUCCUGUACUCGCUGCAGAUCUGCAAGGCCAUGGCCUACCUAGAGAGCAUCAACUGUGUGCACAGGGAUAUCGCUGUCCGCAACAUCCUGGUGGCCUCCACUGAGUGUGUGAAACUGGGGGAUUUUGGCCUCUCUCGGUACAUUGAGGAUGAGGAGUAUUACAAAGCCUCUGUGACUCGCCUUCCCAUCAAAUGGAUGUCCCCGGAAUCUAUUAACUUCCGCCGUUUUACAACAGCCAGUGAUGUCUGGAUGUUUGCUGUGUGCAUGUGGGAGAUCCUGAGCUUCGGGAAGCAGCCCUUCUUCUGGCUGGAGAACAAAGAUGUCAUCGGGGUGCUGGAGAAGGGGGACCGGCUGCCCAAGCCCGACCUCUGCCCGCCUGUGCUCUACACCCUCAUGACCCGUUGCUGGGACUACGACCCCAGCGAGCGGCCCCGCUUCACAGAGCUCGUUUGCAGCCUCAGUGACAUUUACCAGAUGGAGAAAGACAUCACCAUAGAGCAGGAAAGGAACAUACGCUACCGACCUCCCAAAAUCCUGGAACCUACCGCCUUCCAGGAACCACCACCCAAGCCCAGCCGGCCCAAGUACAGACCCCCUCCACAAACCAACCUUCUGGCUCCCAAACUGCAGUUCCAGGUUCCUGAGGGUCUGUGUGCCAGCUCCCCGACGCUUACCAGUCCCAUGGAGUAUCCAUCUCCUGUAAACUCGCUGCACACCCCACCUCUCCAGCGGCACAAUGUGUUCAAGCGACACAGCAUGCGGGAGGAGGAUUUCGUUCGACCCAGCAGCCGAGAGGAGGCCCAGCAGCUGUGGGAGGCUGAGAGGGUGAAGAUGCGACAGAUCCUGGAUAGACAGCAGAAGCAGAUGGUGGAGGACUACCAGUGGCUAAGGCAGGAGGAGAAAUCCUUGGACCCCAUGGUUUACUUGAAUGAUAAGUCGCCUUUGACCCCAGAGAAAGAGGCUGGCUACACGGAGUUUACAGGGCCCCCCCAGAAGCCACCUCGACUGGGCGCACAGUCCAUCCAGCCCACAGCCCACCUGGACCGGACAGACGACCAGGUGUACCUCAACGUUAUGGAGCUGGUGCGAGCAGUGCUGGAACUCAAGAACAAGCUCACACAGCUGCCACCCGAGGGCUACGUGGUAGUGGUAAAGAACGUGGGUCUGACCCUCCGGAAGCUCAUCGGGAGUGUGGAUGACAUCCUGCCCUCCUUGCCGUCAUCCUCACGGACAGAGAUUGAGGGGACCCAGAAGCUGCUUAACAAGGACCUGGCAGAGCUUAUCAACAAGAUGAGACUGGCCCAGCAGAAUGCCAUUACCUCCCUGAGCGAGGAAUGCAAGCGGCAGAUGCUGGCCGCCUCCCACACCCUGGCUGUGGAUGCCAAGAACCUGCUGGACGCAGUGGACCAGGCCAGGGUUCUGGCUGACCUUGCACGCCCACCUCCUGAGUGAAAGGGUGGGAGCUCCCACUGCGUCCUCCACCCCACCUGUCACCUGUCGUGUCCUGCCCACACCCCCUAGCCCCUGGCUUGCCUUUGGUCAUUUGGGUCUCUUGGGGGGGGAUGGCAGAGGGGAUUCCUUCCCUUGUCACUUUGCACGACCCCUUGUCCCUACCCUGACCCCAGAUUGUACUGCUCAGGCUGCAGCUGGACAGAGGGGACUCAGGGCUGACAGAGGGCUCUGAGGUGGCCUCCCCACCAGGCAAUCCUGCCUUCAUUGUGCCUGAUCCCUUGGGGGGGAGGGGUGUCCUUAGGAGCCCAGAAUGGCUUCAUGCAUGGACAUAGCCAGCCAGUUAGGGGAUUAUGCUAUUCCUCCUCCUUUGUCUUCUUGGGUCCUCAGAGCCCCCCCUCCGCACCCAGAGGACUUUAUUGGGGGAAGGUAAGCUGGGGGAUGGGACUGGCUUUCUUGUACAGUGUACAUUGGGGUUUAUUUAAUGUGAGUUUGGUCUGGGCUGACAGCCAUGUGCCCCUAAAGUAGAGGGGACCAAGGAACAGUUCCAGAACAAAUGACCGGAGCCCAGGCCCCGGACACCGGACACCACCGUGGUCAGCUCACCAAGUGUUCAAGGAGGGGAGAGGGGAGGGGAGGCCAAAGCAGCAGGGAAGGCAACCUGUACCUCCUUGACCUGCCUUCUUUCUCUUUUCUUACUCCCCUUAUUCUCCCUCCAGCCCCUUGGCUCAUCCACUUUGUCUCUCUGUGUUUGUGGAGAACUCUUUUAUCUUCUUUCUAUCAGACUUGUGGAUGAAUUAAAACUGGACUAUUUGCUUUGUG